Molecule: messenger RNA, 7065 nt
Organism: Diachasmimorpha longicaudata
Lineage: Eukaryota; Metazoa; Arthropoda; Insecta; Hymenoptera; Braconidae
Product: glycogen debranching enzyme
Exons: 4
Coding region: 412-5211 (1599 amino acids)
Biological process (GO): glycogen catabolic process; glycogen biosynthetic process
Molecular function (GO): amylo-alpha-1,6-glucosidase activity; 4-alpha-glucanotransferase activity
Source: RefSeq, a predicted model, not a curated record
AUUAUCAACCCCUUACCACCUUCGAGUCUUCCACUCAUUAUAACGUGUCGGGAGGUGAAUUGAAGCGUAAUGAAUCAAUCAAUUAUUCAUAUUUUUUGUGGUACAAUGACUCCUAGAUGACGAUUGGUCCAUUUAAAUUCAAGUGCGUCCUUCCCCGCAAUAUUUUCAUCCAAUAGAAUCCCCGAAAACUGGCCGAUACAUAACCCCACCCCGUGAAAAAUGUUUAUUAUUGCAUAUAUGACCUUUACAUAAAUAUUUCUCAAGAUUAGAGGUCAUAUUUUAAAGCUAGACCCCAGUUGAUUACCACGAUUGUUUCACGUGAAUCUGCACAUAAUCACCGAGCACUAGCUUUAGCAUAAGAUAAACUGCUUUGAGAUCUUUGCUUAAUUCUCUGUACUUAAAACAAUAUCGAUGGAGUUGGGUGACAGAAUUUGGAGAUCAAUGAGGCGUGUACUCGACACUAUUCGAAAUUUCUUUCGAGUAUUCACUAGAUGGAAUUACCUAAGAUUUUUUUGGUCCCAUACGUUGGCUGACGACAUGGCACUGAACGCAGCUGUUGCUGAUAUGCCUGCGGCUACAAAAAAUGAUCCUGUGAGAAUUUUAACGUUGAAUAAGGGAGAACAUCAGGAUGGGAUUUUGUACAGAGUUAAACAAGGUUGGCAUCUACAACUAUCUCUGGGUCCCUCGCUAUUUGGCCGUCACUUGAAUAUCUUCACAAAUCAUCCGAUACCCCCCGAUCAAAAAUUCGAGAGACACACAUAUCAUCAAUUGAAAUGGAUAAACGGUUCAGCGAAUCUGCGAGCAAUGGCCGCCGGUUCAUUCCACUACUAUUUAACAGACUGUCAAGAGGAGAAUUGUCUGAAACCGAUAGCAUCCGGCUACAUCCUGGUGGAGCCAGAAUUGAGCAUCGGUUCAACAGGUGAGAAAUUGCCUCUGGACUGCAUCCAAUGUCAAACCGUAUUAUCAAAAAAUCUCGGUCCCAUCUCCACCUGGGAAGAGAAAUUACUCGUGUCCAAGAAUUCCGGCUACAACAUGAUUCACUUCACCCCCAUUCAAGAAUUAGGCGAUUCGCAAUCAGCCUACAGUCUCAGUGAUCAAUUGAAGGUAAACUCAUCAUUCAACGACAGUAACUCCAAGCCAGCGACAUUCGACGACAUUCAGGCGCUAACGAAUAAGCUGCGGAACGAGUGGAAAAUGCUCUCAAUUUGUGAUAUAGUCCUGAAUCAUACAGCCAACGAGAGCCCCUUCCUGGUGUCUCAUCCAGAGUGUACGUACAACUGUUUUAACAGCCCACACCUACGUCCUUCGUAUCUCCUGGACGCAACUCUCUUCGAGUUAACACUUCAAGUGGGAGCUGGUGACUGGGAACUGAAAGGAAUACCUCCAGUCGUCGAGACUGAGGAUCACCUCAACGCAAUUCGUCAUGCACUCCACACCCACUACCUUCCUCUGGUGAAAAUUGAAGAAUUGUUCACCCUAGAUGUUGACGCAGUUGUGGGACAAAUGGUGAGUCUUGCACGCAGCAGAAUGCCUGAAGAUACUCCACCAGAGGCAAAUCUAUCAAUAUCAAUCAUUCGAGAUCCUCAAUGUCGUCGUCUUAAGGCCACAGUCGAUAUGCAGCUUGCAUUGAAAAUUUACAACAUUUACAGACAAGAUUGUUUCGAUGAAGAUUCACGUCUGAAGCGUUGCGCCGAGGAGUUCCGGAGAAAACUAGAGGAGCUUAAUCAGGAAAUAAUUGGUGAAGUGCAGAAUCACUUGAAUGCAGCCAUUGAGAACACUAUCUCUGGCAUUCGAUACUUCAGAGUUCAGGCAGAUGGACCGAGACUCAAAGAGAUCAGCGCGAGGAAUCCAUUGGUUGCUCGAUACUUUACGGAUUAUGGAGCCCCGAAGAGCCUGCUCGAGCGUGAGACGAUGAUGUAUAAUGAAUCAGGAUGUUAUUUGAUGGCACACAAUGGCUGGGUGAUAAACGGGGAUCCUCUGAAGAAUUUUGCUGACAUUGGCUCCAACGUCUACAUCAGACGCGAAUUGAUUGCCUGGGGUGACAGUGUCAAACUGAGAUUUGGUGAUAAACCUGAGGAUUGUCCAUUUUUGUGGAAGCACAUGGCAUCGUACGUUGAACAAAUGGCGAGAAUUUUUGAUGGUGUUCGCCUCGAUAAUUGUCAUUCAACCCCAAUUCCCGUUGCCGAAUACAUGUUGGAUGCAGCACGUAAAGUUCGUCCUAAUCUCUACGUUGUAGCUGAAUUGUUCACAAAUUCUGAUCAGAAGGACAAUAUCUUUGUGAACAGAUUGGGAAUAACUUCAUUGAUCCGCGAGGCAAUGGCAGCCUGGGAUAGCCAUGAGGAAGGCCGUCUUAUUUAUCGUUAUGGAGGUGAACCAGUGGGUGGAUUUUUUCAAUCACAGCAUCGUCCACUUGUCCCCAGUAUUGCACAUGCACUUUUUAUGGAUCAAACACAUGAUAAUCAGAGUCCCGUUGAGAAGAGAAGUGUCUUUGAUCUUCUGCCAUCAGCAGCGCUGGUUUCCAUGGCUUGUUGCGCUAGUGGAAGCAAUCGAGGGUACGAUGAACUCGUUCCUCAUCAUAUUCAUGUGGUCGAUGAGACGAGACAGUAUACAGCGUGGACUAGUGAUCAGGAACUUGCCCGAAAGAAUCCGAAAUAUGUCAGUGAUAAUUCUGGAAUAAUCUCAGCUAAACGUGCUCUCAAUAACUUGCACUUUACCCUGGGAAACCAAAAUUUCUCUCAAGUUUUUGUUGAUCAAAUGGACACUGAUGUUGUCGCUGUGACUAGGCAUUCGCCUGGGACUCAUGAGAGCGUAGUUCUAGUUGCAUUCACGGCUUUUCAUCAUCCUGAUUCAAGUGCAACAGAUCUUAGGAGGAAUGUUAGACCUCUUCGAGUUGAAGGUGUCGUUGAAGAAAUCAUCGUCGAAGCUUCUUUGACUUAUAAAGAUGGAAAAACUCCCUUCAGAUUUCCAGAUACACAUCAGAAGAAUGAACACUAUAUCAAUGGAUUCGCUGAUUACGUCAUCAAUAUUCGAGAACACAUUCAAAUUAACGACUCCAAGAUUCUGGAGAAAGUCGACUCUGGGGAUCCGAAAAUAACUCAAUUGAAUUUCGUUAAUUUCCAACCUGGUUCGGUUGUUGCAGUUCGUGUGUCCCUUCAUUCCAACAUUAAACCAGCCCUCGAGGCACUGAAUAGUACCAUUAAAUCAAUCACAAUUGGCAUUGAUUCCUCAGAAUUACGUUCCAUAGUUUCGAAAUUAGAGCUCUCAGAUAUGAAUAAAAUACUGUAUCGCUGCGAUCAAGAGGAAAAGGAUGAAACCGAGAAUAAAUUCGGUGUUUACGAUAUACCUGGAUACGGACCUCUUGUUUACGCUGGUCUUCAGGGGAUUGUCUCCCUUCUGGCUGAUAUUCGGCCGAAUAAUGAUCUUGGGCAUCCACUCUGUGGAAAUCUGCGCGAUGGAAAUUGGCUCAUCGAUUACACGUGGCAGCGUUUAAUGAACGAUCAGGAAACUCUCGCUCUCGGUAAAUGGCUAGAGAGAGAGUGCGAGCCUUUCAAGCUCAUUCCAAGGUACCUUGUACCCAGGUACUUCGACGUCAUCAUCAUCAAUGUCUACAUGAGUUUGUUGGAUCAGUGCUACAGCAAAAUGUCCAAGUUCGUGGAGAAUGGAUCGACCUUUGUGAAACUAUUGUCACUGGUAUCAGUUCAGAUGGGGGGAAUUAUUAGAUCUGCACCUCUUCCAGAUCUCUCUCCCUCCUUGGACCCACCAAGACCGAAGAUUAUUGAGCAUAAUGAUGUUAAAGAGCAGGCAUGUGUGACCCUAUCUGCUGGACUACCUCACUUCACUGUCGGCUACAUGCGCAAUUGGGGUCGUGAUACCUUCAUUGCAGUACGGGGAUUGUUACUGCUUACCGAACGUUACGAUGACGCUAGAUUCAUUAUCCUGGGCUUCGCUGGGACUCUGAGACACGGAUUGAUUCCUAACUUGUUGGAUAGGGGUAAAAAUGCGAGGUACAAUUGUCGUGAUGCUGUGUGGUGGUGGCUUUACACUAUUCAGUGUUACAUUCAACAGGUUCCUGAUGGUCUGAUGAUACUCAAUGAUGAAGUAUCGAGGCUGUAUCCAACCGAUGAUUCACCAGCACUACCAGCUGGCGAAGUGAAGCAACCUCUGCACAACGUUAUUCAGGAGGCGUUGACGGUUCACUUCCAAGGAUUAUGCUUCCGUGAGAGAAAUGCAGGGAGACAGAUCGAUGAACAAAUGACUGAUCGUGGAUUCAAUAAUCAAAUUGGCGUUCAUCCAGAGACGGGAUUCGUUUUUGGUGGAAAUGAUGCUAAUUGUGGAACAUGGAUGGAUAAAAUGGGAUCAUCGGAAAAGGCAGGUAAUAAGGGUAAACCUGCUACACCACGAGAUGGAUCAGCUGUUGAGAUCGUUGGACUCAGCAAAUCUGUUCUGACGUAUUUUGCUGAAUUAUACAGACAAAAUUUAUUCCCUCAUGGAAGCGUUCAACGACGAAACAGAGACGGUACUAUAGUGACUUGGAGCUAUAAACAGUGGGCAGAUAAAAUUCAAGAUAAUUUUGAAAGAUAUUUUUACGUUAACGAGGUUCCAAAAAAUGACGAACUUUCUCCUGAAUUGAUUCAUCGUCGAGGAAUUUGCAAAGACAGCCAUGGAGCAUCGCAGGCAUGGGCUGAUUAUCAACUACGUCCCAACUUUGCUAUCGCGAUGGCAGUGGCUCCUGAAUUAUUCACUCCAAAACAUGCCUGGAGUGCGUUGAAACAAGCUGAAAAGAUUCUCUUGGGUCCAUUGGGAAUGAAAACCCUGGAUCCAGCUGACUGGGGAUACAACGGAUAUUACGAUAACGCAAAUGAUGGAACUGAUCAGAAGCUAGCACAGGGAUGGAACUAUCAUCAGGGCCCAGAGUGGAUAUGGCCCAUGGGUUUCUUUCUUCGUGCACGACUUCAUUUUGCAGCUUUGAUCGGUGAAAAGGAGGAGUUAAUUAGGACCAUUCAAUCGACUGAAGCAAUUUUAUCGAAACACUUUAUCGAGGCGUCUACGAAUCAUUGGAGAGGACUUCCAGAAUUAACCAAUAAAGAUGGGGACUACUGUCGGGACAGUUGUCGCACUCAGGCAUGGAGUGCUGGAACGAUACUCGAGACACUGUACGAGCUCAAUAAUCUCAAGUCUCAGUUGGAAUUAUCGAGUGAUUAUGGCAACUGAUAUGAUUAUGCGUGUGUUCAUCAUUAUUUAGAAUACUCACAAGUAGCAACUAAACACUUAAGUAGUGGCCAAAACACGUGCUUCUGUAAUGCUAUUGUUUCACAAACAGAUGAUCCUGAAAUUCAGCAAGAUACACACGCAUUUUUUCGUAGAUCCCGUGAUAGCAAAGGAAGUGCAUCUUCUCACACGAGUAGCACAGCUAUUGUAGAGUGCCAUGAUAAUGUUAAUCCAACUAAUCUUAGAUAUGUUAAAGACAGCCAGUCAUGUGAUCAUAUUUACGAAGAGAUCAAUCAAAUUUGUAAAGCUGGAUGCAGUGAGAGGAUAAUCAAUGUUGGCAGAAAGCUCUGUCAGGCCAUGUGCCAUGUUUGUGCAAAAUGCAGUGAAAAUUCGAGGGUUUACAGUGAUCGAUUGAUUUAUGAAGGAAAACCUCUUCAUGCACGAGAGGUAUUGAUGCAUCAGUUUGAAUUGCAGUCGUAUCAGUUGCUCUUCAAAUUGAAGACUCCUAGGAUACUUCAAGAAGACUAUUUGCCAGUGGUAAAUAUAUUAAAAACGUUUGCAUCUGGGAUUUUUUACUUCAAUGAAAAUUAUAAAGAUGUUUUUCAUCUCGAGUCGAGUCUCUCUCCACAUGUUCAACUGUGCGAUGCUGAAAUUGGGAACUGGAAUUCAAAUACUGAUGUGUAUCAUCGACUGGCUGUUGACUUAUUUUGUAGAGUUUCUAGAGCGACUAUUUUUAAGCCGAAAAUUUUCGAAACCGUUCAGGAGAAUUUUGAAUAUUGGACGGACUGUGAACAUCGAAAAAGUAGGCUUAGUAAUGAUAAAACUGAUGAGGGAUUGAAAUUAUCGGUGCGAAUGCAUCAUCAUAGAUCGAGUCUCAUGUUGCUUGAGCCACUGUUGAUUAUUCCGGACUUUCCUUCGCCCAGAGAUAUUCGAGAGAAAAAUAGAAUUGCACAUAAUGAGCAUGUGAAAAUAGUAAGGAUUGUUAUUGCUUAUACUCUAUCGUUUUUUCUUCUAGUGAUCGUUACAUUUUACAUUGUUUAUUUUGCUUGAUUUUUCUUGAUUUCUUCCGUCCAUUAAACGUUAAUUAUGACGUGGGGGAAUAUUAGAACGGACAUUCACUGGGAUUUUCUGUUGGAAUUUUAUUAAUAGAAAAAUUUCACUAUUUUUUCUAUAUUAAUUAUGAUUUUUUUACAUUUUUUGUGGCCUUCAACAUGAAUAUUAUAAGAAUUUUGACAGAUUAAAAGUAAACAGAAAAUUUUAUAUGGAACUCCCGUAAAAUUGUGGACUCAAUACUCGCGUACGUGAUUAAUUACUCGGGGAAUUGUACUGAUUAUUUUUGGAAUUAUUGGAGAGUUUGACGGUAAUUCAUGACAGCUUUUUUGUUGCAUCUUUUUAAAAAUUGUUUUUUGUUGUCAGUGUGGGAACAUUAUUGUUUACGUGCGUUGUUUUACGAAUGGAAUGUGUUUUAUUUUACCUUCCGUGAAUUUUGAAGAAACAUGUUGAGUGGUGAUCAAAUUUUAUUGAUAAAUGUCAAAUUAUAGACAAAUAGAAACGAACCGUAUUUUUAAAUCUGAGAAAAGACAGAAAAGUGAGAUAUCUAACAUGACUAUUUUCACACAAGUGAACGAAGACUGGUUAUUGAGUUUUGCAAUACUGAAUGAUACACUUUUUUCACUUGUUAUUUCGCUAUAACAUUUUAUGGACGAGUCUUCCAAAAUCUUGUUGAAGCUUUUUAUUUUUCUCGUGUCGGUACUUUUUACAAUCUGUGCUAGAAAGCAAAGAAACUGCCGAAUCGAGUUCAUCAUCGCCAUCAAUGAUAAUGGGAAAUAAAUAUAAAUAAAAUAUAUCAAAGAGUAA